Molecule: messenger RNA, 4575 nt
Organism: Syngnathoides biaculeatus (alligator pipefish)
Lineage: Eukaryota; Metazoa; Chordata; Actinopteri; Syngnathiformes; Syngnathidae
Gene: ccdc85b
Product: coiled-coil domain containing 85B
Exons: 2
Coding region: 606-1208 (200 amino acids)
Biological process (GO): negative regulation of DNA-templated transcription
Cellular component (GO): nucleus
Source: RefSeq, a predicted model, not a curated record
CCGUGAAAGUGUCUUGUGGAGGCGGACAUUGUUGUGCUCAACGUCCAGCCCAAUCGCGGCCACAAACCAUGGCGAUACGAUGAAGAAAACGGAUCGUUUUUGAAAGCCUUCUAUCUUUUUUUAAAAAAAAUGAAGCGUAUGUGGUUUCUCGCCGAAGUGGAGAGCCCAGAGAAAAGAGUCCAUUAAACCCGGAGUCCAAUCUGGAUAGCGAGCGGCGAGCGCCGCGACACAAACAACAUCGAACAUUUGUGUUGUGCAAGAAAGGAAAUCAAAACGGCGGUGGAUCGCGCGGAGGAUUUUUGCAAGCUGCCGCUACCUUCAAAACAAGCAUCGUUCUCAUCAUCCUCGUCAUCGGGUGGCGGUGAAAUAAGAUCGGUGGCCUUUCCCUUGCUCCUGGAAACCUGUCUUGCAGCCGCUCGGGGGAGAUGCUUUUUCCGCAGAUUUUUGGGGACGAAAAGCACAAGAUUGAGCACAAAUGUCAAAUUAAUCCGUGCCGGUGUGAAGUUUGCACCCAGAAGACGAACUGGAUGAGGGGGCUCAUCUUAUGAACUGUUUGCAUCCUCUCAGCACUUUCACAUUUUCUCAGGGUGUAAUUUGAGGAGAAGAUGAGCAGCGAAGGAGAGCUCCUGACCCGAGAGCUGUCCAAGAUGUCGGACGAGGACCUGCUAGCAUGCUCCAAGGAAGAGCUGCUGAGUCGCCUGCGCAAGGAGGAGUCGGAGAAGAUCUCGGCGCUCAUCCAGCGGGGGCGUCUCAUCAAGGAGGUGAACAAGCAGCUCCAGGGCCACCUGCUGGAGAUCCGGGAGCUCAAAGUCAUCAACCAGCGCUUGCAGGAGGAGAACGUCGAGCUGCGGGACCUGUGCUGCUUCCUGGACGACGACCGGCUCAAGGUGAAGAAGCUGGCGCGCGAGUGGCAGCAUUUCGGUCACCACGCUGCCAAGGUCAUGCGGGAGGACCUGGGCGGCUACUUGAAAAAGCUGGCCGAACUGGAGCGCACCCAGGACGGCCUGGUCAAGGAGAACCUGGACCUGAAGGAGCUGUGCCUGGUCUUGGAGGAAGAGUGCGUCACCCGCAGCGACUCCAGCCCUGGGGGGUCCACCGAGCUGGCCUUGCCGUGCAUGGUCGCCAGGGACCUGGGGGACGGGAGCUCCAGCACGGGAAGCGUGGGGAGUCCGGACCAGCUCCACUUGGUGUGCUCCCCGGAUGACUGAUGCGUCUACAAGGGCUUCGAAUAUGGACGCUGAGGGCUAGACACAAGGGCUGUGGUCGGAAUCGUUCCCUAAUCACAAAGAUCUGAAUCAAAUGGACCUAGAUAGAUCUUUUCAAACCUGCGCUAAAAAACCUGUGUGUCGGACAUCCGGGGGCUAGGAAUGAGUGACUAGAUUCGGAAUCGUUCAUCAUUCGAGUCGAAAAUACUCCAUAGGGAUUUUCAUAUAGUAAACUGCGUAGUUCAGGAAAGAGUCACGUCGAAAUCCUUUAAUAGUGACCCGGGAGUCGGAAAUGAGCGAGUGAUUCCGAAUCAUUCUCUCAUUCCCGAAUCACUAAAAUGCGAUUUUUAGACCCAUUUAAAAAGUGCAAAUAAUUGAUGGGAUAAGGUCAGAAGAUGAAUAAACAAGAAUGCAGAAAAAAUAUGAUAAAUAUGGGGGCAGGGGGGUGGGUCUGGAAAUAAUGUGUGAUGGGUUCCCUUGUAAAAACUCUUUAGUAGUCGACAAAUGUGUGGGAGUCCACUGUCAUGACAAAAGUCCGCUAGCUUCAUGUCAACAUAAUGUGAAAUGCCAUAGACAGGCUAAUAGGAAUUGGCAAAGUUAUAUUUAGGCUCAACCAAAUUAACACAGAAAAAAAAAACUGAAAAAAACAUGAAACAUUAAUUUCACUCUCUCUACGCCCAGUCGAACGCGGUGCUGCCUGGCACAUUGUGGCACAACGCGGUACUCAACUCCACGAUCAGGUGGUCUAGCCGAGGUUCACUGUAGUGCUUUUCUAGUAACCUAUAGCUCUUCAGUACUUUUCAAAAUCAUUGGGGGAUACAUUCAGGGCAUUACGAAGCAGAAUCUAUUUUCGCUAGUACUACAAUAUGCCGAAGUGACUCUAUGGGGCGCAUGAUAGUAGAUCGGAAGUGAUUCCGAACACAGCCGAGCUGUUCCAUUCGACUACGUGAGCCUUUCGAAUGCUGCAAGACUCGCUGCGUGCCACAUCGCUGAACAUUUUCAGGACUUUUCACAGACGUUUCUAGAUGUUUGCCACUUGAUACUCGAGGUUUAGAGCAAUUUUACAGUUUUUCUAAUGACUCUUCCCCUAAAUCCUUUUUCAGUGGUUUGUUGUUUAGAGAAAAAAGAAAAAAAAAGUAACUGGACCAAAAAGUGGGUCGCAUUAAUGUAUCUCAUGCACUGGACUCGGGUUGCAAAAAGGGUGGAUUUUUUUUCAGUAAAUUUUUGCAAUGUUUCUGGAAGUUAAUGUGGAAUUUUUGGGAAUAUUCCAAAUGGGAAACGUUCCGUGGGAAUUUAUGGGAAUUGGGGGUAAUUUACUUGCAAGGUAUCUCAUGGGUACAAAAUGGGUCUCUUGGUCCACUUUCAAGGGCAUUACAGUAUGUUCAUCACGCUGCUGAUUUUAUAAUUAUUAUUUUACUUAACUCAACUAGCAGCGUGCCGGCACGAUGGAUCAGCUGGUAAAGCGUUGGCCUCACAGUUCUGAGGUCCAGGGUUCAAUCCCGGACCCGCCUGUGUGGAGUUUGCAUGUUCUCCCCGUGCCUGCGUGGGUCUUUUCCGGGCACUCCGGUUUCCUCCCAGAUUCCACAAACAUGCAACAUUAAUUGGACACUCUGAAUUGGCCCUAGGUGUGAUUGUGAGUGCGGCUGUUUGUCUCCAUGUGCCCUGCGAUUGGCUGGCGACCAGUUCAGGGUGUAACCCUGUCGACAGCUGGGAUAGGCUCCAGCGCUCCCCGUGACCCUCAUGAGGAUAAGCGGCAAAGAAAAUGGAUUGAUGGACUGGCAGCAUAAUCUUCUUGCCAUACUUACUUCCAUGUAAUCUAUUUUUGUUCCAUUUUUGGUUCUGCUAAAUUAUAGUAUUAUUUUAAAGUUACUUAUUAAGCGGCAACUUUCCAUUUUGUUUUGGUUUAUUCCCAUGAAUUCCCCGUUAAAAAAAUUUCCAACCUUUCCUGGAGUUUUGCAACCCUACACUGGACUAGCCUACACUGGUUUAAAAAAAAAAAAAGAAAUAAAAAAAGAGCCUUUUUUUCUAUUGCACUGGACAGCGUUACCUUUGGUCUAAAGAUCAAUUUCAAUCCAGUUUUGAGCCAUAUUUAGUCCGUGGAAUCCCAAUAACACUGAAGCGGAGUUUGAGGUAGUGAAAAAUUGAAAAAAUUUGCCAUUCGCGAGCAACAAUGUCCUAUUUUAAGCGCGCUCCACCUCAGGACCGGGACGCGAGUGCCAUACGACGAGCGUGGCGCCGCGACGACGGCCCUUCAGGUUUCACGGCAGGACGAGCGAGCGGUAGACGUCUUCGGACCGCACUCGGAACUCAAAUGAACACUUAAAAGGAAAAAACUGGAAAGUCUUUGUAUCAAACUGGAAGAAGUUCGAAUGCUUUGCAUUCAUCAUCGUUCUACUGUUUUUUGACUUAGUUGUCGUUGAUGUUCACUUCAAACACAGCACAGACUUUUGAGUUGCAUCUUUCUGUAUGCUUUGUAUUUACACUACUUUGUAACAUUAAGGAUAGUUUACACUACUCGCAAAAUGUCCGAUUUUGGGGCCCAAUUUCAGGAUGAACGUCAAAGACUGGAACCCGUUGCUGGAUUUUUUUGGGGGGGAGGAAAAGUGUUGACAUUGCAAUCAAACUGAGUUUAAAAAUCAGUUAUCUAGCACUGAUUUUUUUUUCUGUCAAUUUUUUUGAAAAAUCAAUUGAAAUUCAUUUUUUGGUCAAUGUUAAAAUGAAUUUAAAGUUUUAAAACAUAUUUUUUGUCCGAGUAAAACUCAGUAAAAACAAUGUCACGGUAAAAAUAAAAUUAUAGUUAUGCAAAUGAGGCUAAGGCUAGUGACUGGUAUGACGGCCCUUUCUGUGACUCUUCCAGUGACUAUGUUGAGCUUCUUAGCCCGUAUUGUGCAACAGAGAAACUAGAGGAGUCACAGAAAAGCAUAGGAAGAUUCAACCGAAUACCCUUAACUUUUUGUGAGUACACACUGUAUAUUUUUGAGCCCUUACUUUUCUCUUGACUUCUAUGUAUUGCCAACCCUUUUAUUUAAGAGAUCCCCUGGGCGAUGCUGUUUUAUUUGGUGAGCUGCGCGCUCAUUGUGCAUUGAAGAGCUUUAAAUACAGUGCUACGAGACUUGCCACAGUGCCGUCCUUUCUUGUUUGACACGCACAUGUACAUGACGCGCGGUUGCACGCAUACUGACUGACACGAUCAAUUUGUGCACGUGUUGCUGUGUUGACCUGGUGCCCCAGGCAAGAAGGCCCACAUAGGACUAAUAAUUAAAAUCACACAAAGCAAACUUACGAUGGUAUAGUGUCAAUUACUUAAAAUAAACCAACAGAUACAUAUUCCCAAUUACAAGUCUUGUAAAAGAAAAUGAAAGGAAUACUC